Messenger RNA from Aspergillus versicolor CBS 583.65, 1098 nucleotides. RefSeq lists its product as uncharacterized. Bases 1 to 1098 code for a protein of 365 amino acids. Lineage: Eukaryota; Fungi; Ascomycota; Eurotiomycetes; Eurotiales; Aspergillaceae. The record is from RefSeq and is a predicted model, not a curated record. The transcript has 6 exons.
AUGGCUACCCAGUGGUUUACCGGUGGCGCCCUUCCUCCUCCGCCAGGAAUCGAGGCCAACUUUGUUGAUCCUCCCAGUCAGUUACAUGGAAACAUCGCCCUUCAUACGGCCUUUCUUUCGGUGGCCACCCUAGCGGUGGCCAUGAGGCUAUUUACCCGCCUCUACACGCUGCGCACGAGGCUGGGGAUAGACGACUUUUUUUGUGUCCUGGCAUAUUGCCUGGCCAUCACAUUUACAGGCCUAAUGUCCUACUGCUUCUCUAGGGGUAUUGGACGCCAUAUGUGGGAUGUGCCAAUAAUCUGGCUCUCAAGAACUCUCAAGUAUUUCACUAUCGCCCAAUACAUCUAUACCAUCCUGACGGCCGCCGUUAAACUCGCGUUUCUCUUUUUCUACUACCGCAUAUUUCCCCGUCAUAUCAAUAUCAGAUAUUUCAUUAGCUUCGGUAUCGCGUUCGUUUCUGUCUCUCACCUCACUCUCUUCUUUCUCACUAUUUUCUCCUGCUCUCCCGUCAGCCAUGCCUGGGAUGCCGCCUCUCCAGGCCGCUGCUGGAACCCAAGAAUUUUGCCCUAUGUCUCUGGCGGGUUGAGCUCAGCCACUGAUCUCUAUGUCCUUCUUCUCCCGAUACAUACUCUCUGGGGGCUAAAUAUGACUACCCGGAAAAGGAUCCGUCUCGCGGCUGUCUUUGGUCUGGGAAUCUUUGCCUUCGCCGCAAGUGUAGUGAGACUCGCGAUGACACACGUCCUUACAGAUAGCCAAGAUGCAACCUGGAACAUAUCUCGAAUCUCGCGAUGGGCUACAAUCGAAGCCUAUACCGGUAUAAUAUGUUCUUGCCUCCCUCUAUUACCUCCCCUUGUUGACAAAUACUGGCCGAAAAACUUUGGCUCCUCGAUAUACAAGCUCUGGUCAAGUGGGAGUCGCCGAAAGUCCUUCAGCAACAAGGCUGGGUCCGAUGUUUCCUUACAAUUUCAGCAACAGAAACCAUGGCAGCAAGUUAAUUAUGCGAGCCACGAAUCGGUGGGCGUGCAGAAGAAGUAUUACAACAGGAGUGAUGAUGGAAGCAUCACAGGCGAAGUGAAUUCGUGGGAGCGGAAUGCUUGA